Molecule: messenger RNA, 807 nt
Organism: Rhizophagus irregularis DAOM 181602=DAOM 197198
Lineage: Eukaryota; Fungi; Glomeromycota; Glomeromycetes; Glomerales; Glomeraceae
Source: RefSeq, a predicted model, not a curated record
AUGACUGUUUACUUUACGGUGAAGAAUGAAUAUGCCAGACAAUUAUUGAAAAACGUCUGGUCCAUUGAUAUAGAAAACUAUAUAUAUCGUCUUGGCCCCGUGCAUUUUAAAACUAGUGAUUUUGAUGAUAGAAAGAAACAUAUAGGAGAAUUCAUUGGCUUUAGCGAUGAACAUACAGCAGCAAAGGCGAUGGAAAUGACAUCUCCAUUCAAUCCGAAGAGUACCUUCAAACAAAGCCUGGACAAGAUAAUCGUCAAAUUCCAAAAUGAGGCAGAUCUCUUUAAUGCUUGUGAGAAACGAUACCACUUCAAUGAUUUUAGUGUUAAAGGUUACCCAAUUGGUUAUAAUUGGCCACAAAGAGAUCAAGCCAUCAGCAAACUUAAAAAAGCACAAAACGUUAAUAUUCAUCAUCAGACAUGUAAUCAAUCAACAUCAGAUGUUGCCAAUGUGCACAACAUUAACACGACCCGUUGCUUCAGUGACAACGAUAAAACGAAUAACGUGGCCAACAAACAACACAAGUUCAUAGAAUAUCAGGGAAAUAAUUCGCAAUGGAAAAUAUACAGGAGAGAUACUAGCGCAAAUAAAUCUCGCAGAAACCAGAAAGAGUUUAGUCACUUACCAUCGUGCGCUAAUAGCUCUAAUAGCAUACCUCUUGGAGUCAAUUCAAGGAGGAGAUUAAAUAACAACAAGAACAACUCAAUUAGUACGAGUAAAACACCCUUCGACACAUCAAGUACGCAUAGUAAUACACCCAUCAAUAUCAAUCGCCAAGGGGAUUGGGAUGAGGUGAUGAGUCUCUGCUAA